Solea solea (common sole) is the source of this 1169-nucleotide messenger RNA. RefSeq names its product heart- and neural crest derivatives-expressed protein 1-like. Gene Ontology annotation, biological process: heart development; regulation of transcription by RNA polymerase II. NCBI's taxonomy places the organism in Eukaryota, Metazoa, Chordata, Actinopteri, Pleuronectiformes, Soleidae. The record is from RefSeq and is a predicted model, not a curated record. Gene Ontology annotation, molecular function: RNA polymerase II transcription regulatory region sequence-specific DNA binding; DNA-binding transcription factor activity, RNA polymerase II-specific; protein dimerization activity. The transcript is spliced from 2 exons. Bases 292 to 882 code for a protein of 196 amino acids.
CAAAUUUCUUGGGCAAAAUCAGAGCAGCCUCUUCUUCGCCGAGGAAGCGACAGCGCGAGACUGAAACACGAGUGGAGCGGACUUUCGUCGUCGGUUUCUCAGGAAUUAUGAACUUUUCGCGGCCUGUUUGGCCUCAGCUGAAAAGCGACGAUGGUUGAGUUGGUUUCUUUUUUUUUAAAGGGAAUAAACAGGUUCGUUUAAGUCUUGGAUGCGACGUGGUUUUGCAGCAGCAGCAGCAGAAGAGAGAGACCCGUGCCCACGGACAACACCGCAUCCGCUCCCCCGCUCAACAUGAACCUGAUCGGGGGUUACCAGCACCAUCACCACCUCAUGCACGAGCCCUUCCCGUUCGUGCACCAGCGGUGUCACCAGGACGCGCCGUACUUCCAGAGCUGGGUGGUGAACCACCACGGGGACGUGCCGCAGGAUUUCCACCACGUCCAGGCGCCGUACGCGGCCGCGGAGCUCGGCGCGCCCGGAGCCGCCGCGCACGACCCGCGGCUGGUGGAGGGGCUCCAGGCGGGGAUGGGGAAGCGCAGGGCGUCAGGGCCGAAGAAGGAGCGCCGCAGGACGGAGAGCAUCAACACGGCCUUCGCGGAGCUGCGGGAGUGCAUCCCCAACGUCCCCGCGGACACCAAACUGUCCAAAAUCAAAACUUUACGGCUGGCGACGAGUUACAUCGCCUACCUGAUGGACGUGCUGGCCAAAGACUCCGGCGAGACGGAGGGAUUUAAGGCCGAGAUUAAAAAAUUUGAAAACCGGGAUAUGAAAAGGAAGCGAGAGCUGACCGACGGUCUGCCGGAUUCUUUAGGAGCAGAGAAGAAGGUCAAAGGUCGCACCGGUUGGCCGCAGCAGGUUUGGGCGCUGGAGCUCAACCAGUGACGUCAUCAUCAUUAUCAUCAUCACCAUCGAAGCUUCUUCACGGACUUCAGAAUCAGAUAAACCAACAAAAACAAACAAACACAAACCACUGACUGAGCGCGUGGACGCACCGCUGUGCGCGCGUGCACUGACGCGACGCGCGACACGAAGAGAAAAAAUGAGAGGACGAGCGCGCGGACUCUUUUUCUCUUGUUGUUGUUGUUGUUGUUUCCCUUUUUAUUUUGUUUUUUUCCCCUCCUGGUGGGUGUGGUUUCUGUGAGUGGACACACACACACACACACACACAC